Messenger RNA from Mercenaria mercenaria, 11413 nucleotides. RefSeq lists its product as uncharacterized. The coding region runs from base 84 to 2450 and encodes 788 amino acids. The transcript is spliced from 7 exons. NCBI's taxonomy places the organism in Eukaryota, Metazoa, Mollusca, Bivalvia, Venerida, Veneridae. The record is from RefSeq and is a predicted model, not a curated record.
GGACACCGCCUGUCAAAAUUUCCGGCGCCAUGUUGUUUUGAUUGUAUUUUUUUAAUAUAGACAGAUUUCUUUUCGUUACAAUUAUGGAGACAGGUAGUGUAUCAUCCAUUCCUUCAUCUAGUAUUUCUAACUCGAGUGCUAGAAGUACCCCUAUACCUAGUGCAUACAAACCUAUCACCCAGAGUGCAUCUAUCCUUGCACUCGCCAAGACUCCAGAUGAAGACUUGAUAAGGCGUAACCCAGAUGAUCUCCUUCAUAUUAUUCGGAGACUUGAAGUAGAAAACCGAAACGUCAUAGCAGAACAUUCAAAUGUUGUUAAAGAUGUGAACAAAAAAAUGCAAAUUUUACUGUUAGAAGUCAGAGGGCUGAAAGAUAUCAAUCAGAAUCUACAAGAUGAUAAUCAAGAGUUGCGUGACUUAUGUUGUUUCCUUGACGAUGAUCGGCAACGUGGCAGGAAGCUUGCACGAGAGUGGCAGAGGUUUGGUCGUUAUACAGCGAGUGUGAUGAGAAGUGAAGUAUCAGCAUACCAGGAAAAGUUGAAAGAGCUUGAAACAAAACAGCAGGAGCUGAUAUCUGAUAACCUUGAUUUGAAAGAGCUGUGUCUUUACUUGGAUCAAGAACGUUUGAGGGCGAGUCAGCCUCGUGAUGAGGGUGAUGGAAGCAGUAGUAGCACGGUAGCAGGAACUGAGGAUCAGAAUGACAUUGAACUUGUACCAGUCAGUCAACUCCAGAACAAUAGCACCAAUGCAGACACUGAAUCUGCAACAAAUGAUUAUAUACGCCAGCUUGAAGACAAAGUUCGGCACCUUGAGAAGGAAAAGAAGAAAGUUUCAAAGCUAACUGGCAGAAAUGCUGACAAUCAAGGAAAAGAAACGCCACAUAUUCAGGUUACUGGUACCGAGCGUGUUGGUCCUGAUGGUACACAAGCUGUGGACAAUAGUGGAGGCCAAGGAACCAAUCCUCACAAACCAGAAGCUGUUGUACAUGCCAUGAAGGUGUUAGAAGUACAUGAAAACUUGGAGAGACCCCAGACUGCGGUGGGUGAGGAGAACACACUGGACGAUAAAGAGAAGGCCAUUGUCAGAGAAAUGUGUAAUGUUGUAUGGAGGAAGUUGGGCAAUGUGAAAGCAGAGCAGCAACAGGAGGCACAGAAUGCUAUGCAGCCUCCAGUCUAUGAAAACCUGCAGCCAGUACGGAGUAAGAGCACCCCACCAGAGACAUCAGAGAAAAGUCCAUCUGGGCAACCUAUAGGAGACAGAUACUCUACAGGACCGGAACAAGGUUUGAGGUCAAGCACAGAACUACUGGGGCCAGGGCCUGGUCAGCCAGCGGCUUACAUACAGAGGACUGAUAAUAGUAGAGGUCAUACAGUUUUUCAGGUUACACCUACAUACUCCGGGCAUGAUGCACGGAGACCUGAUGAAUAUUCUGGGCCCUAUCAAGGGAUGAUUCCCCAAACUACUCAGUCUCAGAGACCUCCCCCUGGGUCCAGCUCCCAACCUCAAGGUCAACCACAACCAAACACACAUUAUUCAAGUCAACAGGGUCGUUAUGGUUAUGUACACACAUCAAGGUCAACCCCAGUAACCCCAACACCACAACAACAAAGUCAGCCUCCAAAUGUCACUCAGAAAAUGGAACCCAGGAGUCACUCUCCUGGUCCUGUCAGGAGGGCAGUGACACCAAAGGCAGCAGACAUGCAACGUAGCCAGUCUCCAGGUCCUAAACCCAGAAAUCAGUAUCCUAGAUCUGACUCCCAGUCAUCAGUCAGUCAUAAUGUGCCAGUUUAUCAGAAUCACCCUGCUCCUAGUAAUAUGGGAGACAACUCGUAUGAGAAUGUCCCUCCAGGUUACUAUUAUAACAGUCAAACAUCACAAAAAUAUGGUUCAAGUCAUAAUCGUUCACAAGAUAUGGUCAGUUCAAGUUAUGAUUACCCAGUUCCUCCCCCUCAUGCUUAUUCCCAAUCUUCCUACCCAGAUUACAGUGCACAAAGUUCAAACAAAACUUCACGACCGUCUAAUGCCUACAGUACCCCAUCAUCCUCACAGAAUCAGCGCCCACUGCCAUCCAGCUCUCAGUCUCCUCCAUUUUAUCAGAACAUGCCAGUGAGGAACCCAACACCAGCAAAAACUAAUGUUAGGGAUCAUUCUCCACAUGGAUCACGCUACCCAAGCCAAAAUACCCCGCCCACACCUCUACCUCAAGGCCAGUACUCAUCACACAGAAACACCCCUUCUAACCAGUCAUACAGUCAUACAUCUUACCCUGCUUCCUCCCAGACCCACCCAACCUAUUCUUCAUCCACCUCCUCUGGUUACAGCUCUCAGCCGCCUGCAUACAAUGCUCCACCUCAGUACCAAGACAAGCGUUCAAGCUAUAUUGAAGCAAGGGACAGUAACCAACGGCAAUAUGAUGACAGGAGAAAUGUAGAUCAUUAUUAUAACAAAUAGAUUAUAGACUGUACCUAUUGUACAUUUUGCCAUUAUUACUUUAAUGUGUGUUCAUAAUAGCCUUGUUAUUGAUAUACCAGUCCUUAAUACAACUGAUUUGGAAUCAAUUACUUGGCAUUUCAGUAAUAAAAACAUAUAUACUGACAAUUUUAACACAUUGUCACAUUGAAAUCAGACACAUGACUUAACUGAACAUUGAAAGUUUAUAUUACAAUUUGUAGUAUGGUAAAAUUUACACAUUGUGAGAAUUAUAAAGGCCAUAAUGGGUCAGGCAGUACUGAUAAAUCUCGUAUUUCCAAAUGUAAUAGAUAGAUAUAUGUACAUAUUUGAAUGAUUUAUAGGCAGUAAACUUUAAAACCAUGAAAUGGCCUGAAUUUCAGUAACCAUGGACAUGUUACAUGUAAUGAUAUUGGUAAGGAACUGAUUAAAAUUACUUUGGAUGCACUAUAAUUACAGUGAAACACCCCUUCCUUGAGCAUCAAAGCCUCUACUCUUGGGCUGACUGUUCAUGUUGUCCCUGGUAGUUUUCCUUUAAUAUAGAUUUUUAUGUUUUGAUUGCUAGAAACGCUGGACAAUUUGUUCAUCUCCAUGCGAUUUUAAGCGAUUUGUAUGUUACAUGAAAUAGAAUCUCUCAAAACAAAUAUGCCAAUCUAAUAGGUAAUCUAUGUAUGGGACAGACCAUUUUCAUAGGUCAAUGUUUACAUAAUAAAUGGGCAACAUGAGUACUCUUGAAAGUUGUGUCUAUAAAAACAGCUGUUGUGAUUUCUUUUACACCUAGUCUGAGUGUUCAUCACAGUGGGGUUGUAAUUAAAAGAAAAUUGUUUUACCAAAUAGUUAGAUGUACCACCGAAUUGUUCACUGUGAGAUAAAUAUGUUAACUUUAUUUGCUUCAAUGGUUGGAAAAGCUUGUUACACAUCUGUUCAUGUUUUCAUUUAUUGCUGUCUUUAGAACAGUUCAUAUAUUGUUAUUUAGAUAUUUACAAAGUUUCAUAUUUUGAUAGAGAUUUUUCAUUUUAGACUGUUCAUUUUGAUCUCAGUCAUCAUAUAAAUGCAACGAACAUUUUUAUGCUCUUCGUGAGUUAUAUUUAAUGGCCUGAAAAUAUGUUCCAUAUCAGCUUAAAAAUAUAUGUCCUUCCUCGGACAUUUUCACACUCUCACAUUUGGUUCAGAUUACAUUUUAUUCAUAAAACAGUAAAUGCCUGUUACGUUGUGAAAAUUUGGUCAAUAUUUAUAAAUAGCUAAAGCUGUUUGUUACAGAACCAACCAACUUAAAAUAAAUUUUUGAUAUUGUAAAAACCUAAGAUUUGUAGGUACAUAAAUACAAACAAAUGUAGUGUUUUCGUUUUGAGCAUUCCUGUUCUUAAACCAAGCAUUAACAGCAUAAAUAGUUUCAUAAUGGAGCAAUGAAUUGACUGAAAGACCUGAUACAAGAAGUCCUUAUUUUGGAAAAAUAAAUACAGAAGAUUCUUUUUAUUCCUUCUGAAGAUGAGAUAUUAGAGAUGUUGUGAUUUCAUACUUGUAUGAGCAUGUGUGCUUGUAAAAUUUCCUUCUUUAUAAUAAACUAUUUCAUAAGGAUGAAAUGUGUCCAAAAAAAGAACUACAUGUACACAUAAAAAUAAAAUCACAACAUUUUCUAUUGCUUUUAGCAGACAUUAGCCUAUAUGUGUGCCAUGUUUUGUACAUAUUAUGGACUUAAAUAUUUUACAUAAAAUGAGAGUUUAUUCUAAAAGAAAUACUGCAUUUGUUGGCAGUUUUUCUUUAGAUGUCUACCUGUGUAUAUAUAAUAAUUUAAGUGCUAAUGUUAACAUUCCUUUGCCAAAAGUUUUUUUUUUAUAAAGUGGUAUUUUAAGUAAGUUUUAUACUGUCCUAUACAUUUCAGAUAUUGAAGUUUACACAAUAUGCAUUUCGAACAAAAGUUCAUGAGCAAUUUGCAUUGGUACAGCUAUUAAAGACAUGUAUGUAAAGGAAAAGUUGUUAAUAGUUUAUUGCAUUUCAGACUUCCGUAUUUAUGAUACAUGCAUUUUAAAUAUACGUAUAUUCAUUUGAAACAGAAGUGUUAUAUGUAGUAUGCAUUUCAGCAAACUUUUGCUAAAUAUACUGUUUUCUCAUGUUUAAAUGUUCACUGUUGACUUUUACACAAGUAACCUCUAUGUUGUUGAUAACUCAGUUUACCUGUACAUUUAUUAACAAUAGUGUAAAGAUACAUGUUACUUUAAACUUUAGCCUGCUAAAUUUCUAAAAUGAACUAGUCCAUCAUUCAAUUUGGGCAAUAAUUAUUAUCCAAAGGGGUGUUCACUGAAAAUUUACUAACUGAAUAGCGAACAGUGCAUGCACUGGUUGCAAAGACAAUCACAUGUCGCAAGCAGGCUAAAGGUUAAAUAUUUUGAAAGCAAUAGAAUGUUGUUGGUACUUGCAAUUAAAUUGUUAUUGGGUUAUGGAAUUGUUAACAUUUUUAAGUAUCUUAUUAGUUUGUGUUAAAACUAUGUUGUUUUUUAACAGUUAACUACACAUUGAUGACUGAAGUUUGUGUUUGCAGCAGAACGGAAAUACAUUUUUACGAGUUUUAUUUCCAUUGCUGGUCUAAUUUGUGAUGUAUGACUGGUCUCUGUUCAGCACAUGUUUAACCCUUACCAUGCUAAAUUUCUAUAAUGAACUUGUCCAUCUUUCACUUUGGACAGUACUAUUAACUGUUAAAAGGGGUGCUUACCAAAAAGAUUCAGACUGAAUAGCAAACAGUGCAGACCAUGAUCAGACUGCAUGAUCUUGGUCUGCACUGGUCACAAAGGCAGAAUCACUUGCUGCCAGCAGGCUGAUCUUGGUCUGCACUGGUCACAAAGGCAGAAUCACUUGCUGCCAGCAGGCUGAUCUUGGUCUGCACUGGUCACAAAGGCAGAAUCACUUGCUGCCAGCAGGCUGAUCUUGGUCUGCACUGGUCACAAAGGCAGAAUCACUUGCUGCCCGCAGGCUAAGGGUUAAAGGGCUAAUAAGUCAAAAAAGUUUGAAAAAAAUCUGAAACUUAAUUUAUAUUGUCAUGUAACAGAACACUUAAAGAAUGGCUUGCAGGGCAAUAGUCAAAACUAUAGGCUCUCGGGCCUUCAGACAGUCAAUAGUUUUGACUAUUAACUGGCAAGCAUCAAUAGGUGUAUAUGAUAUGGUGAUUUGUUAUUUCACGUUUAAGUAAAUGAAAAUGCAAAACCUUUGAUAAACAUUUCAUUUCAGUUAUAGAUAUAUAUACAUAUAUUUAUAACUGUAAGUGUCUUAAACUUGUAAAUUCAAGAUUUUUGGUUCAGUUUAGAUCGUAAUUACUUGUUUACUAUGGUGCAUAACCUGGGUUAACAACACUUCUAAAGAGGAAACAGCAACAAUUAUUGUUGAUAGUUUCUUUCCAAUUUGAUAAAAUUCUUAGUAAAUUAAACUCCGUGUAGUAACAACGUUUGUACAACAAACAUAUUUUACCAGCAUGAGUUUGUAAGAUAGUCAUAAAGGCGCUUUAUUAAGCAAAGGGACACAACUCAGUAAGUCAUGUCACUGUUAACCAGACAGUAUUUGCAUCAGCUUCCAUAUAUAAUUUACAUGGAGCCCAGUUUCAUAUAUGAGCCGCACCAUGAGAAAACCAACAUAGUGGGUUUGCGACCAGCAUGGAUCCAGACCAGCCUGCGCAUAUGCACAGUCUGGUCAAGAUCCAUGCUGUUCGCUAACAGUUUCUCCAAUUCCAAUAGGCUUGAAAAGGGAACAGCAUGGAGCCCGACCAGACUGCGCGGAUGCGCAGGCUGGUCUGGAUCCAUGCUGGUCGCAAAGCCACUAUGUUUGUUUUCUCAUGGCAUGGCUCAUAUAUACAUUUCAAGUUUUAUCCUAGUAAUGUUUAUAUCAGAAAAAAACUACACUUUCUUAUUCCUUGAUCUUGUCUGGAACAGUUGCUUAAGCACUGUGUACCUGUUGUCAGAACUUAACAUCAACUAUUUUGAGUAUUCUCACUUGAAGCUAUUCCUCAGAAAUGCAUAUUUUUUGUGAUGCCAUUCUUGUCUUAUUACUACGACUUUUGAACAUUUCAAAGUUCUGGACAUUCAAAAUCUGUGAGUCACAAAGUUUUGUGAGAGUGGUCUAGAAUGCAGACACCCAGAUGAAAAAGGGGAGGACAGUCUAUAUUGUUAAAAGUACUUGAGAACAUUUUCUUAAGUGUAUUAAACUGUUGUGAUGCUUUCAAUAUGCAAUUUUUGUUGUUUGUAACAAAGUUUUUCUCCAGUAUACCAUUUGCAUUUAACUUGAUAAGAUAUUGUUUUACCAGUACAUUUCUGAAGAAAUAUCUGUAUUAUACUUGUUUUAUAUUUGUUUUCUUCUUGAAAAGUUAGUGAAAAUGCCUGACCUGAGAUAUUUACAUUUGAAGUAUAAUGACAUAUUCAUUUAAAAGGAAAGCUGCUUUCAUACAGAAUUUGUUACAUUGCACAGUCAUAUGUAAAGUAAUAACAGAUUUCAUGUUAUGUUAGGGUAUGCUGUUUAAUACAGUGUAGUUGACUUUGUCUACUCCUCUUUGAAUAUAGCUCAUUCAGGUUAUAUGUAGGCACAAGAUGGAAUUUUACAGCCAACCAUUGUAUUACAUGACAUAAAUGGGAUAAUGUAAUCUCAGUUAUGCCCAAUUUUAGGGCCAGUAAUUCUAUACAAAAGACAAGAUAUCUUUUGCUUUGGACCAAUUACAAAUUUAUUUAAUUUUGUUAAGACUAUUGUCUUUCAAAGGUUGCUUGGUAUAUACAUGUAUGAUAUAUAGACGUCCAUUUUAUUAGCUCAUCUGAUUUUUUGAAAAAAAAUGAUGAGUUAUUGUCAUCACUUGAGCGGUUGUCGGCGUCGGCGUCAGCGUUGCCUGGUUAAGUUUUAUGUUUAGGUCAGCUUUUCUCCUAAACUAUCAAAGCUAUUGCUUUGAAACUUGGAAGACUUGUUCACCAUCAUAAGCUGACCCUGUAUAGCAAGAAACAUAACUCCAUCUUGCUUUUUGCAAGAUUUAUGGCCCCUUUUGUACUUAGAAAAUAUCAGAUUUCUUGGUUAAGUUUUAUGUUUAGGUCAACUUUUCUCCUAAACUAUCAAAGCUAUUGCUUUGAAACUUGGAAUACUUGUUCACCAUCAUAAGCAGACCCUGUACAUCAAGAAACAUAACUCCAUCUUGCUUUUUGCAAGAAUUAUUGCCCCUUUUGGACUUAGAAAAUCAGUUUUCUUGGUUAAGUUUUAUGUUUAGGUCAGCUUUUCUCCUAAACUAUCAAAGCUAUUGCUUUGAAACUUGGAAGACUUGUUCACCAUCAUAAGCUGACCCUGUAUAGCAAGAAACAUAACUCCAUCUUGCUUUUUGCAAGAUUUAUGGCCCCUUUUGUACUUAGAAAAUAUCAGAUUUCUUGGUUAAGUUUUAUGUUUAGGUCAACUUUUCUCCUACACUAUCAAAGCUAUUGCUUUGAAACUUGGAAUACUUGUUCACCAUCAUAAGCAGACCCUGUACAUCAAGAAACAUAACUCCAUCUUGCUUUUUGCAAGAAUUAUUGCCCCUUUUGGACUUAGAAAAUCAGUUUUCUUGGUUAAGUUUUAUGUUUAGGUCAGCUUUUAUCCUAAACUAUCAAAGCUAUUGCUUUGAAACUUGCAAGACUUGUUCACCAUCAUAAGCUGACCCUGUACAGCAAGAAACAUAACUCCAUCUUGCUUUUUGCAAGAUUUAUGGCCCCUUUUGUACUUAGAAAAUAUCAGAUUUCUUGGUUAAGUUUUAUGUUUAGGUCAACUUUUUCUCUUAAACUAUCAAAGCUAUUGCUUUGAAACUUGCAACACUUGUUCACCAUCAUAAGCUGACCCUGUACAGCAAGCAACAUAACUCCAUCUUGCUUUUUGCAAUAAUUAUUGCCCCUUUUGGACUUAGAAAAUCAUUUUCUUGGUUGAGUAUUAUGUUUAAGGCAACUUUUCUCAUAAACUAUCAAAGCUAUUGCUUUAAAACUUGCAACAGUUUUUCACAAUCAUAAGUGGACACUGUAGAUCAAGAAACAUAACUCUAUCCUGCUUUUUGCAAGAAUGAUGGCCCUUUUUAGACUUAGAAAAUCAUGGGUAGGACAAUAUUUCUAUUAUACAAAAAAAAAAUCAGAUGAGCGUCAGCACCCGCAAGGCGGUGCUCUUGUUUUCUGAACAAUAGAUCUUUAAUUUUAAAUAGACAGAGAGCUUAUGCAGAAACUUUGUUGCACAUCUUGUUACUGCCCUGCAGUGUGGAUUUAGUGCUUAAUUAAUAGGUAUUACUGUAUGGCGUCCUCAUAAAGGUCAUAAAUGUCAAGAGAUUGUGUGAAGAUCACACUCAACAACUUUAAAAACACUUCAUUUAGACAUUUGAAAAACAGUCCAAGCAAGAAUUUACUUAUGUAUAUAGUAAUUAAAAUAUGCAUGAUAAUUACGAGAAAUGUUAAGAUGGUAAUAUUUCUGUUCUACUGGAAGUGUGACAACGCCUCAUGAAGCUGUAUUCAGACAGAUUUUAAUCUGAUAUACAGAUGUACAGUUUUUAUGCCCCCGGCAUCUACUGAUACGGGAGGCAUAUAGUGAUUGUCCUGUCCGUCCGUUCGUCCGUCCGUCCGUAUGAGGUUAACCAAAUGGGACCGUUUCAUCUAGCAUCAAUACCCCUUACUAGAAUGACUUGAUACUAAUGCAGAUGUAGCCUGUGACUAUUCCUCAUCUUCAGACAUCACCUGACCUCAGUUUGACCUUGACCUCAUUUUGGACUUGGGUUGCUUUAUAUGGGCCAUCUCUUGGUUAACCAAAUGGGACUGUUUCGUCUAGCAUCAAUACCGCUUACAAGAAUGAAUUGAUACUAAUACAGAUGUAACCUGUAAUCAUUCCUCAUCUUCAGACAUCACCUGACCUCAGUUUGACCUUGACCUUGACCUCGACCUCAUUUUGGACUAAGGUUGUUUUAUAUGGGCCAUCUCUUGGUUAACCAAAUGGGACCGUUUCGUCUAGCAUCAAUACUGCUUACAAGAAUAAAUUGAUACUACCGGUAAUACAGAUGUAACCUGUGACCAUUCCUCAUCUUCAAACAUCACCUAACCUCAGUUUGACCUUGACCUCGUUUUGGACUUAAGUUGAUUUGUAUCGACAAGGAUGCCACCGGGGGCAUCAAGCGUUUAUUGAACGCAGCUCCUUGUUCUUCAUUGCAUUUAUUGUUUUCAGUUCUUUGGUUUAUCUGUUGGCAAACAUUUAGGAAAAGUUGAGGGCACUGUUAUUCGAAAGUUCUUGUCCCUAAAAUGCAUGCUGGGAAAUUUGUGCAACAUAAAGUUACAAAAGGAGCUGCAUGUGCACAGUUAAAAAUGGUCAUGAUCCAAGUUACAUUUAAUCAGAUUUGAUAUUAGCAUACAAGUUGCAACAAUGAAAUAUUUAUCCUAAAUGGAUGUGUUUUUAAAGUUCUUUAAUCAUUAUUUCUUACUUUAAAAAAAAAGAAAACAAUUAUAUGUUAUAUACUUUUGUUAAAAUGGUAAUGGAGGACAAAAAUGUUGCAUUUGGGAACGGGAAAGAUGAUGUUUUUAAACAGAAUUGCUUGUGUGUUAAUGUCAUGCUAUGUUGAAAUGGUGACAUAAUGAGUCUUAUCAGAAAACAGAAAAGCUUAUGUUUAUUUUCUUUGUUUUGGUAAAAUGAUUACAGGAUUUUAUAUUAAGUUAUCAUUUCUGAGAAAAGAAAUACUUUUAUACAGAUGCUUAAGGUUUUUUUUCUUUCAUAAAAAUCGCUUGUACUUAGCUAUCACAUAAGGUUUUAAGAACCAGAUUGCUUCAAAAGUUGACAAAUACAAAGGAACACUUUCAUUUUGUAACAUUGAGACGUUUCUGGGUCAGAAGUCUGGCUUCAAGUUUGGAAAGUUUAGGGACCAGUCAAGGAAUGCAACUUUGCCAUUUGUCAAGUUUGAGUUACUGCACAUGUGAGUAGCAUUUUAUCAGGGAAAUUGAGUGUGAAAGUCAGUCUGUAACUUUGCCAUUGGUCAAGUUUGAGUUAGUGCACAGUAGCAUUUUAUCAGGGAAAUUGAGUGUGAAAGCCAGUCUGUAACUUUGCGAUUGGUCAAGUUUGAGAUUGUGCUCAGUAGCACUUUAUCAGGGAAAUUGAGUUUGAAAACCAUUGUAACAGUUAUGAAUGCAGCUUUGCCAUUGGUCAUUUUCGAGAUUGUGCAAAAACAGUCAAUCAAUUACUGGUUUCCAGACUCAGUCAUUUACUGUUCAACAUUGGCCAUCUUAAAGGAAAAUGUAUCAGUCUAUGAAGUAAAGUUAUUGUUAAUGAUGUUGUCUAUUGCCAAGGUUAGUGACUUGUCACCACAUUGUCAGCUUUAUUUUCACAUAAUGUUAUUGUGUAAGUAACAUACACACAUUUGGUAAAGGUUCAUUAUGUAUAUUUGAAUGGAUAUUGCCAAAAAUCUUUAGUAGUAAUGCAACAAUUUUGAAAACUUUUAUACCAGUGAUAUUUUAUGAAUAUUGCCAAAAAUUUCAAAUAUCAAUGAAAUGCUAAUUUACAGAAACAUCUGUAGUUUAAAAAAUACAGAUGGUGGUGCUUUAAAUGUAAUCCAGUGGAUUAUUUUAUUCUUAAUAUUUGCUUUGUAUAUUGAUGAAUAAAUGUACAAAAAAAUGCUGUUAAAAAUAGACAGUGUACAUUUGGUUUAAACAAUAUUUUAUUAAUCACAAUUCAUUUACAACAUGUACAUAUAUCAAAAAAGCAUACAGGAUUGAGUAAGAAGCUGUAAGCUUAUUUGAAACUCUCUCCAGUGUACAUUUAGCUUUUAAAAGUUUGUGAAGUUGGGGUCAGGUGAGACUCUUCUCAGAUAAGUUAUUCACCAUUGUAUUAUUGUUUAUUUCUCUUAACAGAUAAAACUUGAAGAUCUGGUGACUUUGCAAUGAUAUUCAAAUAUAGAAAAUGGCAUUGUUUAUUGUUUUUGAUUAACUAUAUUCAGAUAUGUUAAAUAGAUAAAUGUUUUAAACGUA